AGUCUCGCCAAAAUCAAGAUGGCGUCCCAUUCAGCAUAAACAAGAAACGAAAAUAGGCCAACGUUUUUGCAAUAUUAUGCAUUAUUUAGAAGAUUAUCUUGAGCUGAUAGAACAGUUGCCAACUGAUCUGAGGGAACGGUUCACAGAAAUGAGAGAAAUGGACCUUCAAGUUCAAAACGCAAUUGACGACUUAGAUUCAAGAGUUAAGGAAUUUCUUUCCAACGGAGCAACGGCCACGGAGGAAUGGAAGGAGGAGAAUUAUAAGAAUCUAAAACAGGAAUAUUCAAAAGCUGUAGAAGAUGCAGAAGAAAAAGUUAAUAUUGCAACGCAAAUUUAUGAUUUAGUUGAUCGACAUUUGCGUAAAUUAGAUCAAGAACUGUCCAAGUUUAAAAUGGAACUUGAAGCUGAUAAUGCGGGAAUCACGGAAAUUUUAGAACAACGUUCAUUAUUACUAGAUGAAGUACAAGGUCCUGCUACACCACCAGUUAGCACUCUCCAACCCAUUCAACCCUCAGCCCGGAAUAUCAUUCCUCCCUCAGCCCACUCGCAUAAACGGAAAGCGACCUCUAUGGAUAUAUUUACUGAAGACAUACCCAAUGGAGAUAUAUCUGUCCCUGUGUCAACCGUCAGUCUAACUGACUACACUUCGUUUCCUCUGAAUCCUUAUCUUUCAAUGGAACCCAAAAUCUCAUUACCAUCAUCGCAAACAAUGCAGUAUCAUAUAGGGACUGUUGGCGCUGGUUCAAAUACGACAGGUUCAUCAUCUUUACCUGAUCCUCAAUCUUCAUAUCAAGUGGCAGGCAGAAAUACUGGAAACAUGAAAAGUUACACCCCAACUAUUAAAUCAGAAUAUUCAGGGUUACCAGUGAACACAUCGCUGGCUGUUACCCCACAACUCAGUAGUAACCCGUACGCCAGCUCUGCCGCUGGAAUGAAUGUUAAUUAUGCACCGACGUCCUCAACUAUGGCAUCAAUGGGCCACAUGGACCUUAACCCAGCCAUGUCAAAUACUUCAUCUAACAAACAACAUGCGAGGAAAAAACAAAAGACGUCCGAAGCUCCUUUACCAAUGAUCGAUCCAGGUCCCUUGCAAACUGAAGUGAUAUCUCAAGCUGUUGACUGGGUUUAUGAUCCAAAUGAACCACGAUAUUGUCUGUGUAAUCAGGUGUCCUAUGGAGAAAUGGUUGGUUGCGAUAAUCCGAAUUGUUCUAUCGAGUGGUUCCACUACGGAUGUGUUGGAAUUACAGACCCUCCAAAGGGAAAAUGGUUUUGUCCAAAAUGUAUCGCAAUUAUGUCUAAGAAGAAACGAAGAUGUUAGGAACUUUUGAAGGUAUCCGCUCGUCGUAGAAUUGUAAUAUUUCCUGGAUGCAAGGUUUCUAGAACAUUACCUAUUAACAUUUAGUUUGAGGUCCAUGGACUGAUUCAAGAUCUCGUAGAAUGGUAAAAAAAACUCUGGCUGGUCAGAGUGUAUUCAAUUGCAGGUCGAUAACUGAACAAUUUAUUUAUAAAUAUAAACUAUAUAUACUGUGUACAUUAAAUAUAAAAGAGUUGGUACGAAUGUUAAUAAAUA
Dendronephthya gigantea is the source of this 1570-nucleotide messenger RNA. Its product is annotated as inhibitor of growth protein 4-like. Gene Ontology annotation, biological process: regulation of DNA-templated transcription. The transcript is spliced from 10 exons. Bases 77 to 1318 code for a protein of 413 amino acids. Gene Ontology annotation, cellular component: NuA4 histone acetyltransferase complex. NCBI's taxonomy places the organism in Eukaryota, Metazoa, Cnidaria, Anthozoa, Malacalcyonacea, Nephtheidae. The record is from RefSeq and is a predicted model, not a curated record.